Cylicocyclus nassatus is the source of this 1170-nucleotide messenger RNA. Lineage: Eukaryota; Metazoa; Nematoda; Chromadorea; Rhabditida; Strongylidae. The record is from the annotation of a GenBank genome assembly.
AUGGAUACAGAAAACAACCUGCGCGCUCGACGAUCAAUCACGGCGUCCAUACUUCGUGCCAACCUCGUGUCAUUGCCAUCGGGAUAUCGGUUUGCAUGUGAACUGACCUCUGUAGAGAUCGCUGUCGGCGACGAGAUAAUGGGCGCCAGCCUCACUUCACCGAUACCGCAUCGACCGCCAACAUCAGUCUGCAAUCAUCUGUUCUCUCCGCCUGAUGCGCCAAUUUUUGUCCCAAAGCGGCAAUCUGUCUUAGUACAAGGUUGGCAGUGGAGCAAGAAGAACAUUCAACCAGUCGCAAAGAAAACAAUGGGUAAAGGAGCAGACCACAUCGGCUCUCGCUCAACAGAAAGUAUGACUACAUAUAGAAUGCAACGAGAUCUGCCAUACUCGCAAAUCCCAAUCGCUUUGGAUAACAAUCAAAACUAUAAACGUUAUGAGCCAGAAACUACCGUAAUCCCGAACUUCUACAGUAUUCGCGAAGAUAUCAAACGCGAGUUAAGGUUGAACAAACAAGACUUUGUCAAUAACAAUUUGGUAAGUCCGGAAGGUCCACCGGCACGAACACCACUUAGUCCCACGCAUACAAGAGCCUCAAAUGGAGUGACUGCUGUUCAACGAGUGAUCAACGGUAAAAAGAAUGCAGAGCAAAAACCAUCCAAAGCGAAUAGUAGCAUUGACAUUCAUUCAGCUAGGCGCCGAACUGUCAUUCAAGCAUCGACCUCUGAACUAUUGAGAGGCCUCGGAGAGUUCAUUGCUCAAAACAGUGACGUUGCUGCAUUUGAACCGGCACAUUUGGUAAUGUGGCUACGAACCGUCGAUAGAGCACUGUUACUCCAGGGUUGGCAAGACGUUGCAUUCAUCAAUCCAGCGAAUUUGGUAUUUGUGUUUCUAAUCGUCAGGGAAGUCAUUCCAGACGAAGAUUCGAUACGUACCGUGGAUGAUUUGCACGCAUGGGUUCUGACGUGCCUAUAUAUCAGCUAUUCAUAUAUGGGAAAUGAGAUCUCAUACCCGUUAAAGCCAUUCCUUAUUGAAGUGGAUAGAGAUAAAUUUUGGGAACGAUGCGUGAAUAUAGUAACCAGUCAUAGCGAGGACAUGCUUCGUCUAAAUUCGUCUUCCUCGUUCUUCACCGAAGUAUUUAGUGAAUUGAAGACAUAUUCGACUGACUAUUAA